This is a messenger RNA of Colletotrichum phormii, 1638 nucleotides long. Its product is annotated as FAD binding domain-containing protein. The record is from RefSeq and is a predicted model, not a curated record. The transcript is spliced from 2 exons. Bases 1 to 1638 code for a protein of 545 amino acids. Lineage: Eukaryota; Fungi; Ascomycota; Sordariomycetes; Glomerellales; Glomerellaceae.
AUGACAGAAGCCUUCAUCCACGACGUCCUCAUCAUCGGCGCCGGCCCCUGCGGCCUGGCCGUAGCCUCCCGCUUAUGUGAACACUCCCCCUCAGCCCUCUUCACAGACGAAGAGCACCAGCGGUAUCACUGGAUCCGCAAGUACGGCCGCCGCAUGCCCCUAAAGAACAGGCGGAACGGCAACAUCAUCGAGAAGAGAACACCGGAACGGAGCCAGCGGUACUCGACACUAGUCCUAGAUGCCACGGGUGAAGAGUGGAUGAACCGCUGGAACCGCCUCUUCAAGACGUUCGACAUCACUCACCUCCGCAGUCCCAUGUUCUUCCACGUCGACCCGAGCGAUCGCGAUGCCUUGCUUGCCAGAGCUCACGAGCGGAACCAGGAGAACGAACUCCAAGAGCUGCGGGCGUGCGUCGGAAAGGAGAUUAGCAAGCACCUGCGCAAGGCGAGACUCAAGUCACGGAACCCAAAACAACACGCCGUUGUCGAAGUCGACGAACGAGACCGCAAAGAUUACUUCACGCCCCCCACAAAACUCUUCGCCAACCACUGCGAAUGCAUCAUCGACCGCUACGGUCUUCGCGAAGGCCUGAUCCAAAACGAAAAGGUGCAAGAUAUCCAGUACCGCCCCAUCAAGCAAGUCUCUCCGGACGCGAACCUCUUUGCUGUCCAGACAAACAAGGGAACACACUAUGCGAGAAUAGUCGUCCUGGCCGUCGGCCCAGCCAACGCACCCACGAUCCCUCCCGUCCUGGGCCUCAACAGCGAGCCGAACUGCUCGGCACCGCCCCAAGUCUGCCACAGCAUGCAGAUUCAAAAGUUCCCCGACCCGGUCGUCCAGGCCAAGAUUUCCGCAAAGAAGACGACAAACGUCCUCGUCGUAGGCGGUGGACUUACAUCAGCGCAGUUGUCUGACCUGGCUAUCCGGCGCGGCGUGACGAAAGUCUGGCACCUCAUGCGCGGCCCUUGCAAAGUGAAGCCAUUCGAUAUUGACCUCGCAUGGAUGGGCAAGUUCCGCAACGUGGAGCAGGCGUACUUUUGGUCCGCUGAUUCAGACGAGGAGCGGCUACAGCAGAUCCAGAGCGCCAGGGGCGGAGGCAGCAUCACGCCGCCGUACCAGAAGCGGCUGAAGCAGCAUAUCGCCCGUGGCAGCCUGCGUCUUUUGACGAAAACUAGGCUCUCUGAGGCGCACUUUGACGAGGAGAAGAAGGUGUGGAACGUGAAGACGGAGCCGCCGGCUGCUGAAAGGGACUUGCCGGGUAUGGAUUUCAUAUACUUCGCGACAGGCGUGCAGACGGACUAUGCUAGCUUGCCGUACUUGCAGACGAUGCUGCGGGAGCAUCCUAUCCACGGCCACGGGGGCUUGCCGUGCAUAGACGAUGACUUGAAGUGGUCAAAGGAUGUGCCGCUCUUCUUGUCAGGACGACUUGCUGCGCUACGUCUGGGACCCGGAGCUGCUAAUCUUGCGGGUGCGCGAGCCGGCGCCGAGAGGAUCGCGUGGGCUAUCGAGGACGUGCUUCCGGAUCGGACUGGUGGUGUUCCGGGGGAGUCCGUUAUGAGUGAUGAGAAGAUGAGGUUUGUGACGGGUAGGGGAAAUAGGUUUGAUAGCCUGGUGACUGCGGGCGAUGGUGAUUGGUAG